Messenger RNA from Mustela erminea (ermine), 759 nucleotides. RefSeq names its product PRELI domain containing protein 3B-like. NCBI's taxonomy places the organism in Eukaryota, Metazoa, Chordata, Mammalia, Carnivora, Mustelidae. Gene Ontology annotation, biological process: phospholipid transport. The record is from RefSeq and is a predicted model, not a curated record. Gene Ontology annotation, cellular component: mitochondrial intermembrane space. Gene Ontology annotation, molecular function: phosphatidic acid transfer activity.
AUGAAGAUCUGGACUUCAGACUGCGUCUUUGACCACCCAUUGGAAACUAUUACAGCUGCAACACAGAAAGGCCCAAAUGUGGUUGGAUGAUGUGAUGUACUGGACAGACAUACAGAUCACUCUGGAAAGCUGUACAGCCAAAGACUUCUCAGCACAGAGUGGGGGCUGCCUUCCAUUGUGAAAUCUCAUAUUGCAGCAAAAACUAACACAUUUGUGCAAGAACACUCUUUUAUACACAAAGCACACCUUCAGGACCCAGAAAAAAAUAUUUUGACUCAAGAAGCUGUGAUCACUAUGGAAGGAGUCAGUCUUAGCAGUUACCUUGAAGGACUGACGGCAAGCAUGGUAUCUUCAAAUGCCAAUAAAGGCCAGGAAACAAUGGAAUGGGUAAUAUAUCAAUUAAAUGCUGAGACUGAAGACUUGGCAGCUUCGGCAAGAGGGAGCAUGAAGACACCAAAUGCAGUGGCAGGGUUUGGGCUCCACGAACAGCCCCGCACGCUCCGCGCAGGGGCCGAUCACGUGGGGUCUCCGACCCCUAGUCUUGAUGCGGAGGUCCCCAUCCUGCCGUGGGCGGGCCGCAGAUUUCCUCCACACUACUGGGCACAGACCCCUACACCAGACCCGCGACCCCAGGCAGCGCGGCGCCACACCUCGGCCUUUGUCCAGCUGCUCCGGGCUCACCUGUCGCUUCCUCGUUGGGAGGGACUGGCCCCGGAAAAGCGCGGGCACUCAGCAGCGCAGGAAUUGCCUCCCACGUGA